AUGUGUUAUGCUUCACAGGAGUUGGCAGGGCAAGUGUGUGGCAGGUCACAGGAAUUCCUAGCUGGUGACUUUCCCCAUUCGGUUUUAGAAUCCUACAUGGCUGCUGAUGGGAAUGCUCUUGUUCCCUUGCGUCAGAAGACCAAACAGAAAAGUCAAGGGAUUGUUGUUAUGAGUCGACGGAGGAUAUCGUGCAAGGACCUGGGACUAGUUGAUUACCAGGGGUGGCUCUACAAGAAAAAGGAAAAAGGACCUUUCAUUGGCAACAAAUGGAAAAAAUUCUGGUUCGUGCUGAAGGGGUCAUCGUUAUACUGGUACAGCAGCCAAUUGGCAGAGAAAGCUGAAGGAUUCAUCAACCUGCCAGACUUCACUGUGGACCGAGCGAGUGAAUGCAAGAAAAAGUAUGCUAUUAAGGUCAACCACCCACAGAUCAAGACAUUUUAUUUUGCAGCAGAGAAUGUGGAGGAAAUGAAUAGGUGGCUAAAUAAACUGGGGCUAGCUGUAAUUCCUCAGGCAUCCAAUGGAAAGAAUGAAGAAGAAUGCUAUAGUGAGAGUGAACAUGAAGAUCCAGAAAUAGUAGGAGAGACUCCACCCCCUCCCUACACAGAACAGCCACCUCCUCCUCAUUUGGCCCAACAGCAGUCCUUAUUGAUCUCGCCACUGUCAAGUGAAGCAUCCUGUUCUCUCUCCUCCCUGGAAAGCACCAUGAAGUCACAAGAUUCCUCAUCUUCCUUGCUAGCCAAAAUGGCUCUUCCAGACAGACAAUCUUGGCUUGACAUAGUUAACACGGAAGAGGUUGAUCAGCCUUUAUCCUUCUGUGUCCAGAUUCAUGCUGAUGAUCAUCCAAUGGCAGACUGUAGUGAAAUGGCAGAAAGUUGGCUUCUCAAAUCUAAUAAUAGAUCUCAGAACUCUUUAUUACGUGAAAACACAACUUCAUCAGACAGCAGCAGGGAUCACCUAACUGUGCCAGAAGAUUUGAUAGGAACAAAGACACUGUCCAAAGAACAGGCAAAAUGCUCUGAAGAUGAAAUGGAGCGACUUUACAAGUCAUUAGAACAAGCAAGUUUGUCUCCCAUCGGGGACCGUCGACCUUCAACCAAAAAAGAGCUCAGAAAGUCCUUCGCCAAACGGAGCAAAAACCCCUCCAUGAAUGAGAAACUCCACCAAAUCCGAAUGCUGAACAGCACAUUAAAGUGUAAAGAGCAUGACCUGGCCAUGAUUAACCAAUUGCUGGAGGAUCCUGAGCUGACAGCAAGGAAGUAUAGAGAAUGGAAGAAUAUAAAUACAAUGUUGAUCCAGGAGAUCUAUCAGCAGCAGGAUGCCCUGGCUGUGCCAGAAGGGAAUAGCAAGGAGCCAUAGAUGAAUCCACCACCUUUCUUUAAUUGAAAACGCUAUCUGAGGACAGUGGAACCUGCAGUACAUGACAGGAUUCCUCCCUGUCCCUCUUUACCUACAGAUGCUUUAAGCUACUACAGUUUCAGGUUUUGUUUUUUCCAAGUGCUUAUCUCUUCCCUUUUAAAAGGAAAACAACCCAUUCACCAAAGCAUUAUUUCCUCUCUCCAAACUCAUUUCAUGCCAAUAAAAUGGAACCCAAAAAUUAAAAAAAUAUGCCUUCUCUGGGUACAUGUCUGAGGCAAACAUUUUCUGAAGCAGAGAGGAAAUGGAUUGACAUCCAAGAAUGGCUGAUAUUUCAUCAGAAGUAAACCGAGCACACACAGACCUGAAAGUCACAGAGGAAUGUACAUAUUGUAGAUACUAGACCUUCAGGGUCAUUUUAUUCAUGUAACCUAUUGAUGAAAGGAACUUCUUAAAAGCUAUGAAAAUGCUAACAAGAUACAAUCCUCUCUCCUACCACUUGUCUCUUCAAGGUAACUACAAAUAAGAACUUUUAUCUGUACUUACACUUGUUUUGACUGCAUUACCAUUUAAAUGGUGGCAACUCGGAUAAUUAUUAUGCAUAAAUCUUAAUUUUAAAUAAUUUUCAAGGCACCCAGUCAAUGGACACCAUAAACAUUUCCUAAUUGUGUAUGGACAAGAUCAAGGUGCUGUUUUCCUACAUCAUCUGGAGAGGGUCCCUUAAUGUGUGUUGAUGACAAAUAAAUUUGUUCUGCAAUGCGGAAACUCUGGGUAUGUCUACACUACGAGAUUAUUCCGAUUUUACAGAAACCAGUUUUGUAAAACAGAUUGUAUAAAGUCGAGUGCACACGGCCACACUAAGCACAUUAAUUCGGCAGUGUGCGUCCAUGUACCGAGGCUAGCUUCGAGUUCUGGAGCGUUGCACUGUGGGUAGCUAUCCCGUAGCUAUCCCAUAGUUCCCGCAGUCUCCCCCGCUCAUUGGAAUUCUGGGUUGAGAUCCCAAUGCAAAAACAGUGUCGCGGGUGAUUCUGGGUAAAUGUCGUCAGUCAUUCCUUCCUCCGUGAAAGCAACGGCAGACAAUCAUUUCGUGCCUUUUCUCCCCAGAUUGCCCUGGCAGAUGCCAUAGCAUGGCAGCCAUGGAGCCCAUUUUGUCUUGUCACCGUCACCGUAUAUUUACUGGAUACUGCUGACAGAGCCGGUAUUGCAGUGCUACACAGCAGCAUUCAUUUGCCUUUGCAAGGUAGCAGAGACGGUUACCAUCCCUAUUGCACCAUCUGCCAUUGUAAAUUGACGAUGAGAUGACGGUUAUCAGUUGUUUUGUACCGUCUGCUGCUGUAAUGGAUGCUCCUGACUGGCCUUGCUGAGGUCGGCCGGGGGCGCAUGGACAAAAAUGAGAAUGACUUCCUGGGUCAUUUCCUUUGUUUUGUCUAAAAAUAGAGUCAGUCCUGCCUAGAAUAUGGGGCAAGUGUACUAGAGAACCAGAGACCACAGCUGCUCUGUGUCAGAGUCCCAGAGAUCCCGCAGAAAUGAUGAGCUGCAUGACAUUCUAGGGGGUGCCCCUGCAACAACCCCACCUGUUGCUUCCCUCCUCCCCCAUUUGCUACCGUGACAGUGUCCCCUCCAUUUGUGUGAUGAAGUAAUAAAGAAUGCAGGAAUAAGAAACACUGACUUUUUAGUGAGAUAAAAUGAGGAGGAGGAAGCCUCCCGCUGCUAUGAUAGUCCAGGCAGUACAGAAUCUUUUCUUUAGACAUGAAAGGGGGGGCGCUCAUAGAGUUCAGCCUCCAGUUGCUAUGAUGAGGACGGUUACCAGCCGUUCUGUACCAUAUGCCGGGAAUGACCAGGAGUCAUUCCUAUUUUUACCCAGGUGCCACUGGCCGACCUCACCAAGACCAGCCAGGAGCACUCACAGGAUGAUGAUUAUGAUGGAUAGCGGUCAUAUUGUCCCAUAUGCCACUGGGAAGGGAAUGCUGAUGUUCAGCGCUGCAGCACCCUGUCUAUCAGCAGCAUGCAGUAGACAUAAGGUGACAUUGAUAAAAGGCAAGAAAUGUUUUUUCCCUUUUCUUUCACAGUGGGGGGAAGGGUGUAAAUUGACAACAUAUACCCUGAAACACCCAGGAAAAUGUUUUUGACUCUUCAGGCAUUGGGAGCUCAGUCAAGAAUGCAAAUGCUUUUCAGAGACUGAGGGGACUGUGGGAUAGUGGGAGUCCUCAGUACCCCCUCCCUCCCUCCCUCCAUGAGCAUCCAUUUGAUUCUUUGGCUUUCCAUUAUGCUUGUCACAUAGCACGGUGCUGUGGACUCUGUAUCAUAGCCUGGAGAUUUUUU
Gopherus flavomarginatus (Mexican gopher tortoise) is the source of this 3675-nucleotide messenger RNA. It is a transcript of the gene IPCEF1, whose product is annotated as interaction protein for cytohesin exchange factors 1. The transcript is spliced from 12 exons. The coding region runs from base 1 to 1356 and encodes 451 amino acids. The record is from RefSeq and is a predicted model, not a curated record. NCBI's taxonomy places the organism in Eukaryota, Metazoa, Chordata, Testudines, Testudinidae.